GAUUUUUUCUGAUUAAUCAAACAUUUGAAUGAAUUAAAUCAUUUUCGAGUUUAAUUGGUAUGGUUGAUUCUCUUACGAACAUUUGAAUGUGUAAAUUGUAAAUCUCUCUUUGAAUGUUUAGAGGAAAAAAGUUAAACUCAUUGGAAUAAUAUUUGAAUCCUCUUUUGAAAUCCUUUAAUUUAAUUUAUUUAAUUUCGUUUCAUUAACUAGGACGUUUAAAGAAAAAUGGGUAGAAAAAAGAAGAAGCCAAUUAAACCAUGGUGCUGGUAUUGUAAUCGUGAAUUUGAUGAUGAAAAGAUUUUAAUUCAACACCAGAAAGCUAAACAUUUUAAAUGUCCAACGUGUCACAAAAAACUUUACACUGGACCAGGUAUGGCGAUCCAUUGUAUUCAAGUUCAUAAGGAGACUAUUGAUAAGAUACCAAAUGCUUUACCUAAUCGUAACAGCGUGGACAUUGAAAUUUAUGGUAUGGAAGGUAUUCCAGAAGCUGAUAUGAGGGAACAUGAACGUCAGAAAGGGAAUCCAAAUGCAAGUGUAAACUUACCUCCGAUGGGAAUGCCUCCUCAAUUACCUAGAAUGCCACCGCCAAUGACAAGUCCUGCAGCAGUUGCUGCCGCUGCUGCUGGUAUGAUACCUCCUCAAGCAGUUGGAUUGAAUAUUCCUCCUCCAACAACACCAUACAUGAUGUCCGGAUAUUUACCUAAUCCUCCUUAUUCUGCACCUCCAGUGAAUGUUCCACCUCCAACGAAUGCCAACAAUCCAUAUGCAGCCAUUGGUGUUCCUCCGUCUUCUUAUGGAUCCGCCAUACCUCAACCACCCCCAUUGAUACAGCCAGUGGUCAAUUCGUCGAUUCCUGGAACAUUGUCAAAUGUUCCUAAUAAACCGCUUUUCCCUUGUGUAUCAAAUACAGGAAGUGACAAAUCAUCAUCGACAACUGUUGUUGGAGCUGAUUUUAAACCAAUACCAAGUGGCAGUAAUAGUAUCAGUUCGACAACAACUAGUACAACCAAUCAACCACCACCUUUAUCUAGUGGUAUAAUAGCAAAACCCGCUUCUAGUGUAGCCUCGACCGGAACAACUUCAAAAAUAAUUCAUCCAGAGGAAGAUAUAUCAUUAGAGGAAUUACGAGCUCGUUUAACCAAAUAUAUUGGAUUGAUACCUCAACAGUUGACCACAAAUAACAUGGCCGGUGACUCAAAUACGUUCAAUUCAAAUCAUAAGGUUGAUGUUAAACCCGCCAUCCCUCCUCCUGCUCCUCCAUAUUUUGUUAAUGUCCAAAAUAAGUUUUUAUAAUAUUUAAUGAUAAUUUUCUUCGAGGAUUCAUUUCGCAAAAAAUAAGAACACACAAAAUCAACUUCAUCUUCAAACAAAGCAAACAAUUAGUGAAUGGCGAAAAAAAGCAAAUUGCAACCAACAUAAACACUCAAACUACCACAAUGUCUAACAAAAAGAAAUCAAAACAAAGCAAAAAUCUUAAUACAAUCAACGCAUCAUUGGUAUCGGAUGGUCAAAUUUGACAGUUUCAUUUGAUAAAUCACAAAUAUAUUGUCCAAUUUACCCUUAAAAACUAUCUCCUUCUGUAUCCUUUAAAAGAAUGGACGAUAAAUCGUCAAUAAUUAUAUAAUUAACAUUUUUCAAUCUCUUAACAA
This is a messenger RNA of Panonychus citri (citrus red mite), 1649 nucleotides long. RefSeq names its product BUB3-interacting and GLEBS motif-containing protein ZNF207-like (gene BuGZ). Gene Ontology annotation, cellular component: nucleus. The transcript has 3 exons. Bases 226 to 1293 code for a protein of 355 amino acids. The record is from RefSeq and is a predicted model, not a curated record. NCBI's taxonomy places the organism in Eukaryota, Metazoa, Arthropoda, Arachnida, Trombidiformes, Tetranychidae.